AUGGAGAGCCGUUACCUCUCCCAGCAGCGCUCAGCAGCAGUCGAUGCAGCGCGCAACAUCACUCGCGAGAAUGCUCAAGAAAAAGCACAAACAUCAGCCAGCUCAUCACUUCUCAAGCCAAGUGCACAGUUAACCAUGGACCGCUUUCUACAGGACUUGCCGAAUGCCGAACAACCGCCGGUUGACUUUUCGCCCCAGUACCACACAGGCCGCGUGCCAAACAGCAAAGCUGGAGAUGGCAAACCGCGGCUGCUGCUCAUGGGUCAGCGAAGGAGUGGAAAGUCGUCGAUAUCAAGUGUCGUCUUCCACAAGUUGCCGCCGAGCGAAACCUUGUAUCUAGAGACUACCUACAGGAUCAAGAAGGAGUCUAUGCACUCGUUCAUGGACUUUCAAGUAUGGGAUCUCCCAGGCCACCUAGACUACUUUGAUCCAGCCUUCGAUACCGACAACAUCUUUGAGGAAAUCGGAGCGCUUAUAUGGGUCAUUGACGCACAGGACGAGUAUCUCGAUGCUAUUGCCCGGCUCAACAUGACCAUUCUCAACCUGCAGCAAUCAUACCCCAACAUCAAUGUGGAAGUGUUUGUCCACAAAGUCGACGGAUUGUCAGAUGACUUCCGCGGUGACACCUUCCGUGAUAUCAUUCAACGAGUUCAAGACGAACUUUCAGACCACGGCUACGAGCAAGCGCCCAUAUCCUUUUAUCAGACGUCCAUCUACGACCAGUCCAUCUUCGAGGCCUUUAGUAAAGUCAUCCAAAAACUCAUUCCGCAACUGCCCACGCUCGAGGCAUUGCUCAACAAUUUGUGUGGGGCUUGCAACAUUGAGAAAGCAUAUCUCUUCGAUAUUAUGAGCAAAAUAUACAUUGCAACUGAUACGAGCCCAACCGAUAUCGGCAGCUAUGAGAUCUGUUCCGACUACAUCGACGUUGUCAUUGAUGUCAGUGAGAUUUACGGUUGGGAUCGGCCUGACGACGGAGACAAUGAAAGUGAGAUGGGCAACAACGAUGCAGAGAGCUUGAUCACCAUGGAGAAGAAGAACAGCAGGUAUCUCUACUUGCGUGAGAUUAACAAGUAUCUCGCAUUGGUGUGUAUCAUGGGCCAGGACAAUCCAGCAGAGAAAAAGGCUCUCAUCGACUACAAUGUCGGAGUCUUCCAGGCGGGUCUCAAACAGGUUUUCCCAAAGAGUGACCGAGAGGCCCAAGUCGAAAUCCGCAACAUCCAUGACUCCUUGGAUCAAUGA
Messenger RNA from Bipolaris zeicola 26-R-13, 1239 nucleotides. RefSeq lists its product as uncharacterized. The transcript has 4 exons. Gene Ontology annotation, cellular component: Gtr1-Gtr2 GTPase complex; fungal-type vacuole membrane; nucleus. Gene Ontology annotation, molecular function: GTPase activity; GTP binding. Bases 1 to 1239 code for a protein of 412 amino acids. The record is from RefSeq and is a predicted model, not a curated record. Lineage: Eukaryota; Fungi; Ascomycota; Dothideomycetes; Pleosporales; Pleosporaceae. Gene Ontology annotation, biological process: cellular response to starvation; cellular response to amino acid stimulus; regulation of autophagy.